Molecule: messenger RNA, 3562 nt
Organism: Erythranthe guttata (spotted monkey flower)
Lineage: Eukaryota; Viridiplantae; Streptophyta; Magnoliopsida; Lamiales; Phrymaceae
Source: RefSeq, a predicted model, not a curated record
CCAAUUAGUUUUCGUGAGGCCCAAAACGAAGUUAUUCAAAACUAGAAGGGCAUCAAGUGAAAUUCACAUCGAGAAAAGGGAAAAGGAAAGGAAAAAAGGAGACCCAGAAUCGGCAGAAACACGAAGCGACGGCACACUUCGCUUUGAAGGAGAAGAAAAAACAAAUAGUCAAUAGAGAAGGGUUUCUCUCUCUCUUCCGUUUCCACUUCAGUCAAUUUUGUGAAUUCGAGCGAGAAUGAUGGGUUUGGGGCCUAUGGGUAGUGGAGCAGGUGGAUAUUCAUCAUCGUCGACCUCGAAUUUAUCAGCUCUGGCACCUCCGUUUACCGUUGAUCGGUUUAACCCUAAACCUAAUUCAAACCCUAUGUUGCAUUACUCCGACCCGUAUGCUGUUGAUUCGUUUAGCCACGAGUGGCAAUAUCCAAUCCCUUCAGCCCCUACACCUGAAUUGGCGAUCGAUUCCACUGGUUUAAGAAGCCCGCCUUUUUGUGACGAUUAUCAAUUUUCGGCUUCUGCGACUAUUAGCCCCUCCACUACCCCACAUUGGCUUACUUUUGCUCCCAAUACUGAAGCCUCAAACAGUGCAUUUGCUUAUGGUGGUGAUGUGAAGCCGUAUUACUCUCCGUAUGCUCCUCCUUUGGUUGGAGAAGAUAGUUUGUUGGUCAAGGAUGAGAGGGCUCAUUACAAUGUGGUGCCUACUUCUGGACUGAAUGUAACAUCUCCGAUUGAUUAUACGCAAAGCUUGUUUGAUUUGGAGUGUGGACCUAGGUGGAUAGAUAGUUUGAGAUUGGAUGAUGGGAAGCGGGCUAAGAGAGUGGGACUUGAUGGAAGUUUCUCGUCUGAGAGAGCAAAUGCUGGCGGAUCAACUUCUUUCAAAUAUGAACUGAGCCUAGGAGGGUGCCACACUGGAACCAUGAAGAACACUAAAGAAGAUUCUGGUAUUUCAUAUCAAACAUUCUUAAGUGGCAGGGAAGGUGCCAGACAAGUACAAGACAAGUCAUGUCUGGAGCAAGAUCUUAGCUUCUAUCCAUACGAAGCAAAUAAGGUGCAUAUUCAGGCAUCGAGUUCAACCUACCCAGAAUCUUACUCACCAGUCUUAUCCUGUGAAAUGCACAGCAAUUACUCAAACUACCAGAUCUCACAUAGUCCAUUUGAAACGUGUGUUGACACGCCCCUUCCUGGCCCUGUGUCAGUGAUAAGGUCUUCUCCUGCAGUGGUCAUUAGGCCACCACCUGUUACCAAUGGUAAUUUGGGAAAAAGUGUUGUUUCUCGUAAACUUGAUGGCAGAAGUGUCAAUCUUGGAGGGAUCCAAAGUUUAGAUCUUAAUAACUCCAAUCCCUCAAAACGAAAGGAUUUUGGCCUAAGACCAAGCUCGGAGACCCAAGAAGAAUCAUUUGAAGCAAACCUUUUCGACUUCCCUAAGAAAGGAAAUGAUAUCAGCCCAUCAUCUUCAGUGAGAGAACUAUCAAGCCCACUGCAUUGUAGGGAUACUUAUGACCGCAACUUUAAAGCAAGAUUUGUAUCUCAAUUACCGGAUAGAGAUCUCUUAGGUGGUUUUGCUGUGGCUUCUGAUAAUUUUCAAGUUAUUGACUCCACUGAGGAUUCUUCCGAUUUCGUAGAUCAUCACAACCCAGCAGAGGAUUCGCCUUGUUGGAGAGGAGCACCAUCUUCUCAAUUUUCACAAUUUGAUAUUGAAACUGGCAACUCUAAUCAUGUCAGAAAGAAGUUGGAUGAAUUUUAUGGAUUUGAUCAUGAAGAGCAUCAAAAUAUCCACUCAAUAGUUGAUUCAAGUGGAGUGUUUUCUGAAAAAGAUGGUGAAGGUUACAAUAACAAUGAAAAUCAAUCUGGUGGAUUUCAUCCAUGUUCAAGUAAAAAAGCGAGUUUACAUAAUGAUGCAAAAGGCGGAGUGUGGGUUUCAGCUAUAAGUGGCGAUGACCCUAAUAUGCCAAGAAUAGGAUCUGGCACUCUAAACAACUUGACGAGUGUCUUUCACAUGAAUGUUUUGGACACUUCACAACUAAUUGGUGAAGAGGGGUCUGGGACGAGUCAGAAUGAUGUCUCUGAAGCUGGUGCCGUUGCAGUUCAUGCGGCUGAGGAGGUUUUAGCUUCACCUGCUUCUCAAGAAGAUGCCACUGAACCAGAUCCAAAAUUGAACGUGCCAAAAAUCAUUAAGACAAUGCAUAAUCUUUCAGCGUUGCUUCUGUUUCAUCUUUCAAGUGAUACCUGCUCUCUAGAUGAAGAAAGUAGUGAGACUCUCAAGCACACAAUGAGCAACCUUGGUUCAUCUUUGUGUGAAAAACUCAAUCGGGCAACUAAUCACCCCGAACCAAAGAAUCAUGUCGGAGACACUUCUGACAAACUUGGAGAAUCUCGUGAGGUGUUUACAAUUUCAGGAAAUCAUAAUAUGGCCAAUGAAGCUGCAAACCCUCACAUCAAACUUGAUUAUCAUCAGGUCCAUGAGGGAGAGAGAACUUACAGCCUUCCUGGUAAGAAAGAUGAUAAAUCACCGGUUUUUUCACCCUUGAGGGAUGACUUAGACAUAACAAGUGAUGAUGAUAUGGCUAAGGCUAUAAAAAAGGUGCUUGAUGAGAAUUUUCACUUGAAUGAAGAUAUGGACUCACAAGCACUUCUUUUCAAGAGUUUGUGGCUCGAUGCAGAAGCAAAGCUGUGUUCCAUCACUUAUAAAGCUCGCUUUGACAGAAUGAAGAUACUUAUGGAUGAAACUAAACUCAAGGCACAACAAGAAAACGAGAAUAUUGCACAAAUGCUGUCAAAAGUCAGCAUUUCAAAACCAACCUUGCAGAACAUUUCUUCCUUACCUGAGCAUGCUGAAGAUGUCGAGACUUCAGUCAUGGCCAGAUUCAAUAUCUUGAAAUCUCGAGAGGACAAUCCAAAACCACUGAUCAUAGAAAAGGAACAGCAAAAUGAGUUGGUUGAUGGUGAGCACGAAGGUACUAUUAUGGCCAGAUUCAAUAUCCUGAAAUCACGCAAGGAGAGCUGCUCAAAAUCAAGUAGUAAUAUCAAAGAAGAACAAGAAUCCAAGAUGAUUGAAGGUGAGAACUGCUUUGGAUCAUACAUGAGAGGCCAGACAGAAGAUGAAACAACCUUAAAUGUGGCAGUGAAACCACCACCUCAUUUCCUGCAGCGAACUGGCAGCCUUCAGAGCGAAGGCAAAUUUAGCUGUGGAUAUGAAACUCUGGAUGAAUUUCAUCUCUCUGUGAGGAAUGAUCCAAUAAUCGAUCCUUUCAAGAAAAACAGGAUGGUUGAUCAAACUAACAACUCUGCUUGGCCGGAUAGUUCUUCCUCUUCAGACUGGGAACAUGUGAUGAAGGAUGAACUUUCGUGGAAGAAUUCGUGAGCUAUGAAUCGGGUUUUUUGAGGUUGCUGCAAAGACUGUGAAAUAAUCUCUCUUUUUUUUGUGAAUAAAAAUGCUUCUUCUUGCUAAUCCUAAUGUCUUGUUGGUAAAACGUUGGCUUGUGAAUAUCUAUUUUUCAUGUACAAAUCAAGAUCGUGUGCGCACUUUGUUACCAAGUAAUUUUAGGAAUUUGUGAACUUGUUUCUACUU